UGAAAUGGUAACAAAAUUUACUGAAUUUGAAAAUUGAAAAUACAUAUAUCUGAAAAUUUUCUGGCGAAAAUGAGAAAUUCGAUUACCACAUGAAGGUAGAGACCGAUAAGUAAGCGUGUUCUGGAGCAUACGAAUCAAAAGCUCGAUAUCGUGAACUAUUCUUACAUAACUUAAGAGUUGAGUAGUGAACUCGUUGGUGAUAGAACUGCUAAGUUGUAAUCACUCAUAUAUUGGAAAGACAAAAUGUUUACUGUCGAAAGAAUAGUCGAAUUAGCUGCUUGGAUACGAGAGCCUAUAGAAAAGAAAGGCAUCCACAUCGACGAAUAGGACAUUCGGAUUAAAUCCAAAGACACGUUAAAUAUGGUCGAGUGAAAGCACCAAGGGGCUGAUACGAUGAAAGACAAAGCAACAAAUGGAAUAGGCUGUUGCAUAUAUCACAUCAUCCUUAGACUAACAACAUAAAAACAAACAACAAAUCUUGAUCAUAUAUAUGCACUUAAAUGGAAACUUAGUACACAAUUUUUGUGAAUACCUUUUUUUAAUAAAGGGUACGUUCAAGUUGCAGUUUGUUUUCUAGCGAUGCACAAAAACUAAAUGUUAAACAGCUGAUCUGUUCUUUAAAGAAUACACUCCGCCGGGUUAUUUAAUCGUUUUUAUUAAUUUUUUUGUUUAUGAAUGGAUCUUUUUAGUGAUGCAUCGCCAAUUUGUAAAAGUGUGUAGAAUUCAUUCUGCUGUUAAUAUUUCAAACUUAGUUUCUGUACUCAGGUGCUCAAAAUCUAGUCAAAAGUAUUACUGUACAAAAUUUGAGAAUGAUACCCAAGGACCUAACAGGACCACGAGAAACGCUGAUGAUAAUAGAAAGCAUAGCAACAAUCGUAAACCACCCCUUCCCGCCAUUCAAAAUCCUUUCGCUAACGUGACGAAUAAAACAAAAGAUUCUUACCUAGCAAUGCUCGAAAUAUUCGAGGAGCGUGACGUUCAUCGUCGUAAUCAUGUGGAAUUUAUUUAUGCUGCUCUUCGUAACAUGGCUGAUUUUGGUGUAGAAUACGAUUUAGAAGUAUAUAAAGCUCUAAUUAACGUUAUGCCUAAGGGUAAGUUUAUACCCACUAACGUUUUCCAAGCCGAAUUCAUGCAUUACCCUAAACAACAGCAAUGCAUAAUAGAUUUAUUAGAGCAGAUGGAGGAUUUAGGUGUGAUUCCAGACUAUGAAAUGGAAGCAAUGUUAUUAAAUAUAUUUGGACGUCGUGGGCAUCCGUUACGAAAAUAUUGGCGUAUGAUGUAUUGGAUGCCAAAAUUCAAGAACCUAUCGCCUUGGCCCCUACCGAAUCCAUUACCGGAUGAUACACUAGAUAUAGCUAAGAUGGCUAUAGAUCGUAUGUGUACAGUUGAUCUGCGAUCAAAAGUAUCUGUAUUUGAGACAAAAAAUGUUAAAGAUGCUAUUGACGAUACAUGGAUUGUAAAUGGCAUGAGCGCUGAGCAGUCAAAGCUUUUAAGCGAUCAUCCAUGCGACAAAGCCGUUUACAUCGAAGGUCCUUUCUUGAUUUGGUUGCGAAAUCGUUCAAUUAAUUAUUUUACUUUGAGAGCAGAUCCAGAUCAAAGCUUUCUACACACUCAAAAGGAAGAUCAGGAUGAUGUUUCACAAAUAAACGCACCAUUUUUUGGCACUGCAGUUCCCAGACCAAAACGUGAAGUUGAUAAACUCCGCUCAGUGCAUCAGCAAGAAGAUGGAACAAUAUUUGCUAUUUGUGCAACUGGUACUUCAACCAAAGACUCAUUAUUGUCCUGGAUUCGAUUGUUGGAAUUUAACGGCAACCCGAAGUUGGGAGAAAUACCAGUGUUAUUUAGGUUCUCGUCAACUGUAGCCGCGAAAGCGAUUGAAAUAGAAAGUCAAACUAAACCAGAUACGUUGCAAUCGCAUCCCAGAUCAAAUAAUAAGGAGUAGCUCUUGAAUUCAUUUAAUAUUUAUAAACGAAUGACUUAAAAAUAAUGUACGUUCAAUAAUAUCUUAUUGCCUUUUUUGUGAAAAUACCUAAAUACAUACGUACAUAUUUGUGAA
This is a messenger RNA of Ceratitis capitata (Mediterranean fruit fly), 2056 nucleotides long. RefSeq names its product evolutionarily conserved signaling intermediate in Toll pathway, mitochondrial (gene ECSIT). Bases 692 to 1942 code for a protein of 416 amino acids. The record is from RefSeq and is a predicted model, not a curated record. The transcript is spliced from 3 exons. Gene Ontology annotation, cellular component: mitochondrion. NCBI's taxonomy places the organism in Eukaryota, Metazoa, Arthropoda, Insecta, Diptera, Tephritidae.